This is a messenger RNA of Humulus lupulus (European hop), 1740 nucleotides long. RefSeq names its product mRNA cap guanine-N7 methyltransferase 1. The transcript has 13 exons. Gene Ontology annotation, molecular function: mRNA 5'-cap (guanine-N7-)-methyltransferase activity. NCBI's taxonomy places the organism in Eukaryota, Viridiplantae, Streptophyta, Magnoliopsida, Rosales, Cannabaceae. Gene Ontology annotation, biological process: 7-methylguanosine mRNA capping. The record is from RefSeq and is a predicted model, not a curated record. The coding region runs from base 285 to 1394 and encodes 369 amino acids. Gene Ontology annotation, cellular component: nucleus.
CUCUACCAUUACCAACUCUUUCUGCCUAAACAACAAAAUCUCUCAGAAAAAGAGUACUUUUUGGCCUCUUUAAGCUGCUGCUUCUUCUUCUUCUUCUUCUUCUCCUUCCUUGUUAUUGCCCAAAACUCAGACAAGUUUAUUCCUUUUUAUCUUUUUGUUUGGUUUUCAAUCUCAAUUUCAAACCCAUCUUUUUCUCUUCGGCAAUAGUGUUAAAGCUUUCUUGUUUUUUUUUUUAAAUCUUAUUAUACGUUCUUUUCACGCCAACGCAAAACCCAGUUAGUAUCAUGAAACGAGGGUACACAGAAUCACCAGCUACCUCUCUUGGGCCACCCCAAUCCAGAAUCAAACACAACCCAGAUGGUGAUGGCUUUUUGGAGGAUGAAAGCACAAAAAUUUUUGCUCGUAAAGUGGCUGACCAUUACAGUGCAAGGACAAAUCAAACUUUGGAAGAGCGAGAAGCUAGUGUAAUUAUACACUUGAAGAAACUUAAUAAUUGGAUUAAAAGUGUCUUAAUUCAACUGUAUGCUCGUAGAGGAGACGCGGUUCUUGAUCUUGCCUGUGGCAAGGGUGGUGAUCUUAUCAAAUGGGACAAGGCAAAAAUUGGAUAUUAUGUUGGCAUUGAUAUAGCUGAAGGAUCUAUAGAAGAUUGCCGUACUCGUUAUAAUGGUGAUGCUGAUCAUCAUCAACGCCGCAAGAAGUUCUCAUUCCCUGCACGCCUCAUAUGCGGAGACUGUUACGAAGCUAGAUUGGAUGAAGUUCUGGCAGAUGAUGGACCCUUUGAUAUUUGUAGUUGCCAGUUUGCCUUGCAUUAUUCCUGGUCUACUGAAGCACGUGCACGGCGAGCCUUGGCCAAUGUGUCAGCUUUACUUCGUCCUGGUGGUAUUUUCAUUGGAACUAUGCCAGAUGCCAAUGUGAUCAUUAAAAAGCUUAGAGAAGCUGAAGGCCUGGCUUUUGGUAAUAGUGUCUAUUGGAUACGUUUUGAUGAAGAGUUCUCUGAAAAGAAAUUUAAAUCUUCAAGCCCUUUUGGCAUCAAGUACAAGUUUCACCUAGAGGAUGCCGUUGAUUGUCCUGAAUAUAUUGUGCCCUUUCAUGUCUUCAAAGCAUUAGCAGAAGAGUAUGGUUUGGAGCUAGUUUUCGUGAAGAAUUCACAUGAUUUUGUACAUGAAUACAUGAAAAGGCCAGAUUAUGUGGAGCUCAUGAGGCGGCUGGGUGCCUUGGGUGAUGGUAACCAAGAUCAUAGCACGUUAUCACUGGAUGAAUGGGAAGCAGCUUAUUUGUACUUGUCAUUUGUUCUGAGGAAGCGUGGGCAACCAGACCGGACACAAAACAAUGGAAAAAAAGACAAAGGGCAGAUGCAUAUACCGAAAGAGGACAUCAUGAACAUUGGUGGUUGAUAUUACAGAACGGCUGAUGUUUUUUCCUAAGCCCAUUCGAAACCAGACCAAAUAACAAGCCUUUUGCCACUUAUAGCAGCUUCGCCCAAUGGCGACCAGACCACACACAUCAUUAUUAUUCAAAAGGAUGUAACUAUUCAAUUUUGUAGAUUUAAAAUUAUUUUUGAUUUUGCUUCACUAGUUACAGCUUCUAAGUAGUCUAUAGAUUAGUGUAGUUAAAUUUCAAUUCUGCAUAAUUUUGUUCAAGUUAUCCAAACAGUUUGUACCAUUCCAAUGUCAUGUCAAACCAAACUCGCUAGCAUCAGAGCCAUAUCUAUGAAAGUUCCUUGUCAUUGGAUUAAUUCAA